Cuscuta europaea is the source of this 373-nucleotide messenger RNA. Lineage: Eukaryota; Viridiplantae; Streptophyta; Magnoliopsida; Solanales; Convolvulaceae. The record is from the annotation of a GenBank genome assembly.
CUGCAGAAAUCCUGCACAGUGACGUCGACAGAGGUGAGGACAAGGUAGAUCCCGUUUUUGUGGUCGAUCGAGAAGGGCUUGGAUCGGACCGCCUCUGCAAUGACGUCCUGAAUGGAGAGAUGGGUGAGGUGGUGGCCCUGGGAGUAGCGGUGGUCGGAGUACUCAUCGGCGAUGCGGACGGAGUGGGAUAUGUUUGCACCGGUCUGGUCAGCGUAGAGAGUGACGGUGGCCCACCACUCGGAGACGGAGGGGGAGGGGGGGUUGAAGGCGGAGAUGGAGCGGAGGAAGUCUUUGAUGAUGAGCUGCUGGGAGGGGGGCCAGCUUCCGUACCAGACAAGAUAGAUGUUAAUCGGAGAUGAAAGGACUGGGCCCA